Molecule: messenger RNA, 1659 nt
Organism: Penicilliopsis zonata CBS 506.65
Lineage: Eukaryota; Fungi; Ascomycota; Eurotiomycetes; Eurotiales; Aspergillaceae
Exons: 9
Coding region: 1-1659 (552 amino acids)
Biological process (GO): ketone body catabolic process
Molecular function (GO): succinyl-CoA:3-oxo-acid CoA-transferase activity
Source: RefSeq, a predicted model, not a curated record
AUGGCCUCCCUUCGCGUUUCGGCGCUGCUCCCGCGGAGACUUGCCGCCUCCAGCCCGCGAGUCUACCUAGGGGUGCGAUGCGCAACGACCACCCUCCGACCCGCCCUUCAACACAGUGAUAGACAGCGCCUCAUCAAGCGAUGCUCGUACUCGACCGCUCCGUCAACCGAACCGGGGACGCUGGCUCCCAAGAUCGAGCGUGGAGCGUCGAAGCUGUUCGAGAGCGCGGACGCCGCCGUCGCCGAUCUGCAGAGUGGAUCGAUUGUUCUCAGCUCGGGGUUUGGACUUUGCGGGGUGGCAGAAACCCUUAUUACUGCCAUUCAGAAACGGGGAGCAGAUAAUCUACACUCGCUGACUGCCGUGUCGAACAAUGCCGGGAUAGCAGGCAAGGGCGGGCUGGCCCUUCUCACACAGGCAGGACAAGUGAACCGGCUCAUUCUGUCAUACCUGGGGAACAACAAGGAUCUGGAGAAGGGGUACCUCACGGGCAAGAUUGCCGUGGAGCUCUGUCCGCAGGGCACGCUUGCUGAGCGUUUGCGAGCUGGCGGCGCGGGCAUUCCGGCGUUCUAUACGCCGACGGGAGCGCAUACACUGUUGCAGGAGGGCGAGAUCCCCGUCCGUCUCGAUGCAUCGGGCAAGGUGCUGGAACGGGGCCGUCAGCGUGAGACGAGAGUUUUCAAGGGCAAGACGUAUCUCAUGGAGGAGGCGUUGACCGGUGAUGUGGCUAUUCUGAGGGCAUGGAAGGCCGACGAAGCCGGGAACUGUGUUUUCCGGUAUACUACGAAAGCUUUCGGACCUAUCAUGGCCAAAGCCGCCACUCUCACGAUCGUGGAGGCAGAGAACAUUGUCCCCGUCGGUUCCAUCGACCCCAACGACGUCGAUCUCCCCGGUAUCUUCGUGGACAGGAUCGUCCCGGCCACGGCGGAGAAACAAAUUGAGAUCAAGAAGCUGCGGCCAGCUGCGGACGGGAGUGCAGAGAACAGUGCCAGCCCGGCGAUUGUGCAAAGGAACCGCAUUGCCAAGCGGGCUGCGAAGGAGCUCAAGCAGGGUUACUAUGUGAACCUGGGAGUUGGAAUUCCCACUCUCGCACCGUCUUUCUUGCCUGAAGGCGUCAAGGUGUGGAUUCAGUCGGAGAACGGAAUCUUGGGAAUGGGACCCUAUCCUACCGAAGACGAGGUCGAUCCGGAUAUCAUCAACGCCGGCAAGGAAACCGUUACUUUGGUACCCGGUGCAUCCACCUUUGACAGUUCCGAAUCUUUCGGCAUGAUCCGCGGCGGACACGUCGACGUGUCGAUCCUAGGAGCUCUGGAAGUUAGCGCCAACGGUGAUCUAGCCAACUACAUGAUCCCGGGCAAGGUCUUCAAGGGCAUGGGUGGCGCGAUGGACCUCAUCUCCAACCCGGAGCAGACCAAGAUCGUCGUGGCCACCAGCCACGUCGCCAAGGAUGGAUCCCCGAAGAUUGUGCAGGACUGCAACUUGCCUCUGACGGGGGCUAGAUGUGUCAGCACCAUCAUCACUGACCUGUGUGUCUUCCAGGUGGACCGCGAAAAGGGUACCCUUACCCUGACGGAGCUGGCGCCUGGUGUGGAUGUCGACGAAGUACGCAGCAAGACGGCGGCCAAGUUCGACGUGGCGAAGCAAUUGGAGACGAUGGAGUAG